Messenger RNA from Cygnus olor (mute swan), 2978 nucleotides. RefSeq names its product ribonuclease inhibitor-like. Gene Ontology annotation, biological process: regulation of inflammatory response. Gene Ontology annotation, molecular function: protein binding. The record is from RefSeq and is a predicted model, not a curated record. The transcript has 10 exons. Gene Ontology annotation, cellular component: cytoplasm. NCBI's taxonomy places the organism in Eukaryota, Metazoa, Chordata, Aves, Anseriformes, Anatidae. Bases 896 to 2266 code for a protein of 456 amino acids.
GGCGGCGGUAAGGGGGGGGCCCGGAGUGCCCCAGAUGGUAACAGCAGCAGCCAUAGGAGCCCGGGGCGGGGCGCGGGGGGCGCUUGCUAAGAUACCAUACAAUAAAAUAAUAAUCAUAUUAAUAAUAAGAAUUCGGGGGGUGGGGGGAAGCUCGGGGGGCGUUUGGUAAAACACCUGAAAAACAGUAAUAGUAAUCGGGGGGGGGAGCUCGGGGGGCGUCUGCUGACAUACCUGUAAAAACUGACGGACCGCAUAAACAACCGCCGCUCCUAAUAACCGCGGAUGGAGCGGCAGGAGGUGCCGGGUUUAGGGCAGGAGGUGCCGAACAUCGGCGCUGCCUCGUUGGCUUUUUUUUUUUUUUUUUUAACUGCCCCAUUCCGAUGCGAUCACUCAGCGCGUUGGGUUUGGGUGUUUUUUAAGCGGCUGCGCCGUGCUCUGAGUCAUGUUAGCAGGGCUGCCCUUGCCCAGCUGCUGGCCUCGCAGCAUCCCCGUGCGGGUUUAUCGCAGCGUCCGGGGUACUUCUAAAGCACGGUUUGGGUGCGAAGCAAGGAAAAACCCCUCUCGGCAGGCUCUCUGUGCUUAGACUUGCCCACCCGGAGUGCCCCCGCAAAGCCUGGGUACCGAACCUCGUGUACAGCCAUUCAUUCUGUGGUUAGGAAGAGCUGCCGAAACCCAGCACGUGUGAGCGGUUUUAGUGGCUGCCUCCUGAAGGCUGGGCUGCUCCAACGCUGCUGCUCGCAGCAAGCUGCCAAAAGCACGGCCUGUCCACUUUGCGUGGUCUGACCUGCAUCAGGGCUGCGGGUGGGUUUGAAGAGGGUUGCUGUGCUUGCUUCUCGGUCGGUGGCAAAAGUAACAGCUUGAUUUUCCGUUUUCAGAUCCUAGCUCAACUUCCAAAAUGGACCUUGACAUCCAGUGUGAGGAGAUGGACCCGUCUCGAUGGGCUGAGCUUCUGUCUACCAUGAAAUCCUGCAAAAGCAUCAGGCUGGAUGACUGCAAUCUCUCCAGCAGUAACUGUAAGGACCUCUCCUCUAUCAUCAACACGAACCCGUCCCUCACCGAGCUGAAGCUGAACAACAACGAGCUGGGAGAUGCAGGCAUUGAGUACCUGUGCAAAGGGCUGCUGACGCCCAGCUGUAGCCUGCAGAAGUUAUGGCUGCAGAACUGCAACCUGACGAGUGCCAGCUGUGAGACUCUCCGCUCUGUCCUCAGCGCACAGCCGUCGCUGACAGAGCUGCACGUGGGUGACAACAAGCUGGGAACUGCUGGAGUGAAGGUGCUGUGCCAGGGGCUGAUGAACCCCAACUGUAAGCUGCAGAAGCUGCAGCUGGAGUAUUGUGAACUCACGGCUGAUAUUGUGGAAGCUCUCAAUGCUGCUCUGCAAACCAAGCCCACCCUGAAGGAGCUCAGCCUGAGCAACAACACGCUGGGAGAUACAGCUGUAAAGCAGCUGUGCCGGGGGCUGGUGGAGGCAAGCUGCAACUUAGAGUUACUACACCUGGAAAACUGCGGAAUAACCAGCGAUAGUUGUCGGGACAUCAGCGCGGUGCUGAGCAACAAGUCGUCGCUGAUAGAUCUGUCUGUGGGGGAUAACAAGAUCGGGGACUCCGGCCUGGCUCUGCUGUGCCAAGGACUGCUGCAUCCAAACUGCAAAAUCCAGAAGCUGUGGUUAUGGGACUGCGAUCUCACAAGCGCUAGCUGUAAAGAUCUCUCCAGAGUCCUCAGUACAAAAGAGACCCUCCUAGAGGUCAGUCUGAUAGACAAUAACCUGAGAGACUCAGGAAUGGAGAUGCUGUGUCAGGCGCUCAAGGAUCCCAAAGCUAACCUCCAGGAGCUAUGGAUUAGAGAAUGCGGGCUCACGACUGCAUGCUGCAAGGCAGUCAGCUCUGUUCUCAGCGUGAACAAACACUUGAAAGUGCUGCACAUUGGCGAGAACAAGCUGGGAGAUGCAGGUGUUGAACUCCUGUGUGAAGGGCUGCUGCACCCCAACUGCAACAUCCACUCCCUAUGGCUGGGCAACUGCGAUCUCACCGCAGCCUGCUGUGCCACGCUCGCCAACCUCAUGGUUGCCAAGCCGUGCCUUACGGAGCUGGACCUGAGCUACAACACUCUGGAGGAUGAAGGCGUGAGGAAGCUCUGCGAAGCCGUGAGGAAUCCCAACUGCAAGCUGCAGCAGUUGAUUUUGUAUGACAUUUUCUGGAGUUCUGAGGUGGAUGAUGAACUAAGAGCCCUGGAAGAGUCCAAGCCUGAAGUGAAGAUCAUUUCAUGAGUGCUGACUGCCUACAGAGCAAAGUCAAAGCAGUGUCCUCUUCUUAAUCUGAACUUUUCGUACAUAAAGCUAAUUAAUUUAAUAUAGAAUGUGCUUUUACCAAAAAACACUUGUGGGUUCCCUGAGUGGGGUGUCCAGGUAGCUGAUAAGCCUUCCGUGCAGCGCUGAGGCUCAUGAAAGCGUUGCACAUUUUCACUGCAGCAUCGUUAUCCUUGAAGUAAACAAUUACUGGGCAUCUGCUAGAAGUGGGUCUGUACCCUUUAGGAGCUCUUUAAUCCUGUAAUCCCUCCUAACGCAUUAGUCGGGCUCUAAAAGAGAGCUCCUUCCCAAAGGCAAGGGAAGAACUACCUGCUGUAUUACUACUGGGUGGUGCCUUUGCCAGGUCUCUGGAGAAAGCUCUCCAAAACAACAACAACAAAAAAACCAAGCCACAUAACAAAUGUGGUUCUUAAUCUAAAAGUCAGCUCUCCACUGCCUUUCUGUAGAGGAGUUGUUGGAAAGGCAGUGAUGACCAGGCUACUAGAGGAAAAAGAAACGAGUGGCUGUUCAGCUGCUUAACUUCAAGAAUUAGCAUCCCUUGAAAAGUGAUUUUUCCCACAAACAAAAGAUGCUGUACGUUUCUGCUGGUAUGGGAAAAGAUUAAAUGGUUUGAUACGUUUGCUCUGGCAAGAGUGGUUUUACAGGCAUUUUAUUAAAAUCUGUUUGCAAAUAA